AUGACACCGAAUGAAAUGCAAUCGAUGAAUGCUGCCAUCGAUGCAGAAUGUCCCAUUUGUCAGUGUCGAAUGGUUGUCCCUACGGCAGUUCCGGGGUGUAGGCACUGGUUUUGCUUCACCUGUCUGAAAGGAGUUUGCAUGAAUGAACAGUGCCCAUUGUGUCCAAUGUGCCGCGGAAAAAUUGAUUUAGGCAUUUUCAAUCUCCCAAGUCGAGAUCUCGACUUGAAAAUGGAUGUUCCGAUUUCACCAGUGGUCGUGCAGAAAAACCGAGCAGGCAUAAAUAGAGCUGACGGAAACACUACAGUUUCUCCGAUCGACUUCGACGAUACGCCAGAAGAUCUUUCCAAAGAGGACCAGAAGAAAAUGUACUGGCUGUACCGUGGCAAGAGCCAAGGCUGGUGGCGAUUCGAUCCACGUCACGAAAGAGAAAUCGAAGAAUCGUAUCUCAAAGGAAAACUUCAAUGCGAAGUGCUGAUUUGCGGAAGGACGUACAUCAUCGAUUUCCAAAGAAAAUGUCAGUAUCUUCAAAACCAGCCAUCACAAGCACGAGAAGUAACACGCGUCUCUGCUGAAGAGUUCGACGGAAUGGAAGUCAAAGGGCUUGCAGGAGUUUUUGUACCUACAUCAUAA
Caenorhabditis briggsae is the source of this 630-nucleotide messenger RNA. The transcript has 3 exons. Gene Ontology annotation, biological process: Wnt signaling pathway; ubiquitin-dependent protein catabolic process. Gene Ontology annotation, molecular function: ubiquitin protein ligase activity; poly-ADP-D-ribose binding; zinc ion binding. The coding region runs from base 1 to 630 and encodes 209 amino acids. The record is from RefSeq and is a predicted model, not a curated record. Gene Ontology annotation, cellular component: cytoplasm; nucleus. NCBI's taxonomy places the organism in Eukaryota, Metazoa, Nematoda, Chromadorea, Rhabditida, Rhabditidae.